Messenger RNA from Cynoglossus semilaevis (tongue sole), 2435 nucleotides. Its product is annotated as calpain-2 catalytic subunit-like. Bases 167 to 2263 code for a protein of 698 amino acids. Gene Ontology annotation, molecular function: calcium ion binding; calcium-dependent cysteine-type endopeptidase activity. Lineage: Eukaryota; Metazoa; Chordata; Actinopteri; Pleuronectiformes; Cynoglossidae. The transcript has 23 exons. The record is from RefSeq and is a predicted model, not a curated record. Gene Ontology annotation, cellular component: cytoplasm. Gene Ontology annotation, biological process: proteolysis.
UCCCAAGGAGGAGAUCUCAGCCGGGAACGUAUCGUCGUAGAAAAGCCGUCCGCUCUCAAGGCAGUGCUGCCGCAGAGUCUCGUAGUCCUGGUUCAGAUAGAGGACGGAGAGACUUCUGGUUCCUGUUGGAAACAUCGUCUUACAGCGGGAACUUUCUUCCUUCAUCAUGUCCGGUGUCGCGUCUACCUUGGCCAAAAAGCGAGCCGAGGCCGCUGGCUUUGGCACCAACGCCAAGGCGAUCCGGUACCUAAACCAGGACUUUGGGACUCUGCGGGCUCAAUGCCAAUCCUCGGGAAAACUCUUCUGCGACCCGAUGUUCCCCACCGUGCCCGAAUCUCUGGGCUUCAAAGAACUGGGCCGCAACUCAUUCAAGAUCAGAGGAGUCACCUGGAAGAGACCCACGGAACUCGUGUCAAACCCUGAGUUCAUCUUGGGUGGAGCCACCAGGACAGACAUUUGCCAGGGAGCUCUGGGUGACUGCUGGCUGUUGGCUGCCAUUGCUUCUCUGACCCUGAAUGAAUAUGUGAUGGCCCGGGUUGUUCCCACCGACCAGGGAUUUGGGAGCGAUUACGCUGGAAUCUUUCACUUUCAGUUCUGGCAGUUUGGAGAGUGGGUGGAUGUGGUGAUUGAUGACCGUCUCCCAGUCAAAGAUGGUGAACUGAUGUUCGUCCACUCGGCGGAGGGGAGGGAGUUCUGGAGUGCUCUCCUGGAGAAGGCCUAUGCCAAAGUCAAUGGCUGCUACGAGGCCCUGUCUGGUGGUUCCACCACAGAGGGCUUUGAGGAUUUCACUGGAGGAAUUGCAGAGAACUUUGACCUCCAACACCCCCCCUCCAACCUGUUCUACAUCAUCAAGAAGGCCCUGGAUGCAGGAGCCCUGCUGGGCUGCUCCAUCGAUAUCACCAGUGCCGCAGACUCUGAAGCUGUCACUCGUCAGAAACUGGUUAAAGGCCACGCCUACUCACUGACCGGUGCUGCCGAGGUGAACUACCGUGGGCGGCAGGAAAAGUUGGUGAGAAUGAGAAACCCAUGGGGUCAGGUGGAGUGGACCGGAGCAUGGAGUGAUGGGUCAUCUGAGUGGAACAACGUACAGGGGGAGUGCCCUAAUGCUAACGCAGAAGAUGGAGAGUUCUGGAUGUCCUACAACGACUUCAUCCGUAACUAUUCUCGCGUUGAGGUUUGCACGCUGACUCCUGAUGCCAUUACGGACGACUCGGUCAAACACUGGAGCGUCAACAAGUUUGACAGCUCCUGGAGGCGUGGCUCGACGGCCGGUGGCUGCAGGAAUCACCCUUACACGUUCUGGAUGAAUCCUCAGUUUGUGAUCAAACUGGACGAGGAGGACGACGACCCUGAUGACGGAGUGAACGGCUGUAGCUUUGUAGUCGGACUCAUCCAGAAGAACCGCAGACGUUUGCGGAAACAGGGCGAGGACAUGCACACCGUUGGGUUCGCCAUUUACGAGCUUCCUCAACAGUUCCAUGGGCAGCGAGAAGUGCACCUGGACAAAAACUUCUUCCUGACACACGCUCAGACGGCAAAGUCAGAAACUUUCAUUAACCUACGUGAGGUCAGCACCCGCUUCAGGCUGCCGCCCGGGGAGUACCUGAUUGUGCCAUCCACCUUUGAACCACACCUGAAUGGAGAUUUCUGCAUCCGUGUCUUCUCUGAGAAGCAGUCAGAGACACAACCCUGUGACGACCCAGUUGAGGCUGAUCUUGAAGACGAGACAGUAUCUGAUUCCGAAGUGGACGCAGCAUUCAGAGGCCUCUUCGCCAAACUUGCUGGAGACGACAUGGAGAUUUCUGCAACUGAGCUGAGGACAAUCAUGAACAAAAUCGUCUCCAAAAGAACCGACAUCAAGACCGACGGCUUCAGCAUGGAGACCUGCAGGAUCAUGGUUAACCUAAUGGAUAAGGACAGCGGAAAUGGAAAACUCGGCCUGGGGGAGUUUGCCACCCUGUGGAAGAAGGUCCAGAGAUACCUGUCUAUCUACAAGCAGAAUGAUACGGAUAAUUCAGGAACUAUGAGCACGCCUGAGAUGAGAGUGGCCUUCAAAGAUGCAGGGUUCAAGCUCAACAACACCAUCUACCAACUGUUGGUGGCGCGAUACUCUGAUACGGACAUGACCAUUGACUUCGACAACUUUGUGGGAUGUUUGAUGAGACUGGCGAUGAUGUUCAAAAUCUUCAGGAAGCUGGACCCUCACAACAGUGGCUCCAUUGAGAUGGACUUUAAUCAGUGGUUGACCUUUUCCAUGAUCUGAACCAUGACUCCACCUUCACCCCGACCCUCAGUGUUAAGACUGCAAACCAUUAACAAUUGUCACAACUGAUACUUCUUCUAUUUGAUCAUAUUUCAAAAGUGAUGGUUCUUUUCUUACCUUUACACCUGUACCUGACUGGUUCCAUAAAGUCAAUAAAUAUAUCCACAAACUU